GCAGUCUGUAAAGAGCCACCGACGGCUCGUUAGCCAGGACGUACAUGCUCUCCGUGAAUUUGUCAGUCACUGAAAAAUUAAAGUACAGACGAAUUCACAGAAUUACACGACCUGUGUUAGAAAAAUAUUUUUGAGGGAUGAGGGAAAUGAGGAAAACAUCGCACAACACAGGGCAUGGACAAAAGGCGACGUAAACGCAACACCACGACAGCGUUAGCUUAGCGGCUACCGUGAGCUAACAGCUCUCAUCUCAGCUGCAGUCUGGCAAGGCAACAAUGAGUGAUCAUGGAAGCCGGAGGUGAUGGAGAGGUUGCAGAUGGCCAAAAUACUCAGUCAUCUAACGCUAAUGUUGGUUCUUCCGAGUCCAGAGAUGAGAGGUCCAAUGUGUCUCCAGAGAACAUGGAUGUGGAUGAAGAGGGUUUGUUCAAACACUCCACCACGCUGACCAACAAGCAGCGUGGGAAUGAGGUUACAGUGCGUCCUGCAACAUUAGAUUCUCUGUCCAUACACCAGUUGGCAGCUCAAGGCGAGGUUUCACAAGUGGCUGCACACCUGAGUAAAGACAGCUCGCUGCUCAGCAGGCAGGAUGAACGGGGCUUCACGCCUCUCAUGUGGGCAGCAGCGUUUGGAGAGAAAGCAGUGGUAGAUUUUCUCCUGGAGAAGGGUGCAGACCCCAAAACAAUUGCGAGGGAGCGAGAGAGCGCCCUGACACUGGCCAGCUCUGGGGGUUAUGUGGACAUUGUUGAAUCUCUUCUCAGACAUGGAGUAGACAUUAACACCUAUGACUGGAAUGGUGGGACUCCUCUUCUUUAUGCUGUACGAGGGAACCACAUCAAAUGUGUAGAGGCUCUCUUAGCCAAUGGGGCUGACAUGACCAUUGAGUCUGACUCUGGGUACAGUCCCAUGGCCCUGGCUGUUGCCCUUGGACACAAAAAGAUUCAGAAAGUGUUGGAGGACCAUAUUCUGAAACUCUACAAGCCUCCAACAUGACAGUAGUUAAAAAAAAACCAAAACAAA
Molecule: messenger RNA, 1017 nt
Organism: Scatophagus argus
Lineage: Eukaryota; Metazoa; Chordata; Actinopteri; Scatophagidae
Gene: rfxank
Product: regulatory factor X-associated ankyrin-containing protein
Exons: 9
Coding region: 286-990 (234 amino acids)
Biological process (GO): regulation of transcription by RNA polymerase II
Cellular component (GO): nucleus
Molecular function (GO): protein binding
Source: RefSeq, a predicted model, not a curated record